Molecule: messenger RNA, 1780 nt
Organism: Thamnophis elegans (Western terrestrial garter snake)
Lineage: Eukaryota; Metazoa; Chordata; Lepidosauria; Squamata; Natricidae
Gene: STX8
Product: syntaxin 8
Exons: 8
Coding region: 92-802 (236 amino acids)
Biological process (GO): vesicle fusion; intracellular protein transport
Cellular component (GO): SNARE complex; endomembrane system
Molecular function (GO): SNARE binding; SNAP receptor activity
Source: RefSeq, a predicted model, not a curated record
CGGCACGCCUCGUAGUCAGGUGAUCGGAGCCGGAAGAAUUCACGGCCGAACAGAUAGACUUCGGGGAAGCCUCCGGUUGCCGGGCGCCGCGAUGGCUGCGGAGCCUUGGUUGUUGUUGUACGAUUCUGCUUGCCAUAUUGCACAAGAGAUCGCUGAAAAAAUUCAAGAACGUAACAGAUACCAGAGGAAUGGUGAAAGUGCCACUAAGGUCAGUGUUGCAGUCAGGCCUUUAUUGCAAAAUCUUGAAGAAAAAACCAAUCGUUUGAAAGACCUGUUGUUUCACUCUGUAUCAACACGUCAGAUAACCCAUAUAGAAGCGGAAAGACGGCAAAUUUUAGUAGAUGAACUUUUCACAGCACACAGAAAACUCCAAGCAUCUUUCCAAAAUGAAAAUGCAGAACCUGAUGUAAUAAGGUCUAGCCUAAUGGCAGGUGGGGUCAGAAGAGAAAUAACAAAUCCAUGGCUUGUGGAGGAGCCUGAGGAAACGAGAGGGCUUGACUUCCAUGAUAUCCGGCAGCAACAACAGAGAAUUAUAGAAGAACAAGAUUCUGGUCUUGAGGCACUCUCUUCAAUCUUAUCUCGCCAAAAACAAAUGGGACAGGAAAUUGGAAAUGAAUUAGAGGAACAGAAUGAAAUCAUUGAUGAUCUUGCCAAUUUGGUAGAAAAUACUGAUGACAACCUACGCAGACAAACCAAAAAUGUCUUGAGGGUGGAGAAAAAGUCAACCUCCUGUGGGAUGAUGGUGGUGAUCGUAUUAUUGCUGAUUGCUAUUGUGGUUGUUGCUGUGUGGCCUACAAAGUAAUCAGAGAUUAUCUCAUUUUGCAACUAAGUGUUAAUAGUCAUCUAUAGCCAGAACAACCCCACUUUGUUGUUGGCACUGUCCAUGGACAUGGCUGUUCUCAUUCCACUACAAGAGACAGAUCUAUGUUUGAGCUGCAUAAAGGUUUUACAAAAUUCUGUAUAAAACUUUGUAUACUCAAGAACAUAAUUGGAAAAGAAAUGACACAUCUGAAUAAACUUCAAGGCACAAAUUGAAAUUAAUUUCAAAGAAAUACUUUGUCUAUAAAUGCUUCUAAUAGUACUAAGUGGAACUUUGUCUUAAUCUCUGCAGUGUCUAAUUAAAAUAUUAGUAUUUUCUUUCUAACAUUAAUUCCUUAUUGCUGAAAUAAAUGGUUCUUCCUGAGACAAUGUCAAAGAUUCAAGAGAAACUGCCAUUUUUGAAGAGUGAACAUCUUUCAAAUAAAUAAAAACUUCACAAAAUCUUUGACUUGAGUCAGAGGGCAAUUACUAUUGUAAAAUGGUAGCUAUCAGAUAUAUAUUUUGGAAAGAAAAGAUGAGGUUUCUGUCCAAAAAUGUAGAAUUAACAUAUUAUGUUAAAUGCCUGGGCUGCUUUUCUUUACUAAGGUACAUUAAUAGCAGGGAAAAAAUGAAAUUACUCUGAUACCCAGAGUUUCAAAAUGUGUUUUUUUCUAUAUGUGUUCUGAAAGUAAAUGAAAAUUAUUCUCUUAGCAGAAUUGGCAGGAAAAUGACUUUACAUCUCUCUGUAACUUGCCCUGAACACUCAAAAUCUAAAGUGAAGGAUUAGCAGAGCAUAUUUGGGAGAAUGAUGACUUCAACUGAAACAAAUCCUGUUGCAUCAACAUCUUUCUAUUUAUGCAACACUGGAUUAAACCCCAGUGUUAAUCCAUGUCCAGAUAUUGUUAUUUUUGCUUUAUAUAUAUAUUGACAGAGUGAUCAGCUUCCUUUUUACUGAAAAAUAAAAGGUCACUUUUCCACUGAA